Molecule: messenger RNA, 1119 nt
Organism: Sphaeramia orbicularis (orbiculate cardinalfish)
Lineage: Eukaryota; Metazoa; Chordata; Actinopteri; Kurtiformes; Apogonidae
Product: olfactory receptor 5F1-like
Exons: 4
Coding region: 1-1119 (372 amino acids)
Biological process (GO): detection of chemical stimulus involved in sensory perception of smell; G protein-coupled receptor signaling pathway
Cellular component (GO): membrane
Molecular function (GO): odorant binding; olfactory receptor activity; G protein-coupled receptor activity
Source: RefSeq, a predicted model, not a curated record
AUGAUAAUUAACUCGACACAGGUUUCAUAUUUUAUACUCAGUGCAUACUUUGACACUGGGAUGUUAAAGUACUUAUACUUCACUAUCAUAUUGUGUUUGUAUGUUUUAAUAAUCCUGUCUAAUGUGUUUCUGAUUGUGCUUAUCUGUGUGAACAGGAGCUUACAUGAACCCAUGUACCUGUUUCUGUGCAGUCUGUUUGUUAAUCAACUCUAUGGUAGUACUGGGCUGUUUCCAUUUAUUCUCCUUCAGAUCCUCAAAGACGUUCACACUGUUUCAUUUUCACUGUGUUUUCUACAGAUUUACUGUCUUUAUUCUUAUGUACAAGUGGAAAUUAUCAACUUAACUGUUAUGUCAUAUGACCGAUACCUGUCCAUCUGUUUUCCUCUGCAGUAUCACACUCGUAUGACGCAAAAUAAGAUUGCUGUGCUUAUCACUGUUGUGUGGGUUUACCCUCUUCUUAAAGUUGCUGUGAGACGUUAUAUGACUGUGUCUUUACAGUUGUGUGGGAAUAUCAUUGAUAAAAUCUACUGUAAUAAUUAUUCUAUAGUUAAACUGUCCUGUUCUGACACCACAGUCAAUAACAUCUAUGGACUCAUUAAUGCAUUCAUUUCCAUGUGUGUUCCUGUCAUGUUAAUCCUGUACUCGUACAUGAGGAUCCUUAAAGUGUGUUUUUCUGGAUCUAAACAGACCAGACAUAAAGCUGUCAGUACCUGUACACCUCACCUGGCUUCACUGAUAAACUUUGCUCUUGGUUGUUGUUUUGAAGUCAUACAGAGCAGGUUUAAUAUGAACCAUGUUCCCAAUAUGUUGAGGAUAUUUUUAUCAGUGUACUUUGUAAUCCUUCAACCACCUUCACCCACAACACCAACAGCUGUCAUCUCCAGAAGUUCUCUGAUGGCUCAGCCAUUCAAGACAAAGGAAAUGGUGACUGACAUCCAGAGAAGACCACUACCCUCCAUAGCGGUGAACAUCCAGGGGUCGGACAUUGAGCUGUGUAGUCCUGAAAAGUCUCCGCUUCGAGGACCAAACAGCCCCUCCACCUCCACCCCCACCCCCCCACUUGGCCCUUUCCCUCCGACACCCCUCCGAGAAUUGAGACACCCCUACCCCUUCACCUGA